UUCUUCUUUCAAUAGAUAUUCUUCAAUAUCCUUUAAAAUACAGCCAAAAUGACUGCCAAAUGCCAAUUACCCGCCAGGAGUUCUCAAAUUUAUGGACUCCUAACACUUCUCAUUAUUUUUGCCCUUCUACCACUUUUUCCUUCAACUUUCCUUUUGAAUGGCAAUCUUUAUUUCCAACUCUCACCCCAAGAAACUCACUCUUUUCCUCAACACCUCAUUUCUUUUCCUCUUCAUUUCCUUUAUCACAGCCUCUUAUAAUCAAUCCCAUGAUCACUCACAUAUUACAACUACACAUAAUUUAGCAGUUCAAGAAUUAAUCAAAACUAGCACUGAUGGUGGCUGCACUGGUCUUCAUGAUCUUACUGAUUCAAUCUCCAAAUGCUUGUAUGUCAAGUCUCAAACUGGUUGCAGGCCUAAAGGGUAUAUAAACUAUCUCCAAAUCUUUUACUGCACUUGCGGAAACUUUCCUUUCUUGGGUUAUACGGUUUUAUUGCUUUGGCUUUCUGUUCUGUUCUAUAUGUUAGGUAAUACUGCUGCAGAAUAUUUCUGCUCUUCCUUAGAAAACUUGUCUAAAAUCUUGAAGCUUUCACCGACUGUGGCCGGUGUUACGCUUCUGUCUCUCGGAAACGGUGCUCCGGAUGUUUUUUCGAGUAUCGUUUCCUUCACUAGGUCGAGUAACGGAGAUUUCGGUAUAAACAGUGUUCUUGGUGGGGCGUUUUUCGUGUCGUGUGCUGUUGUUGGUGUUUUAAGUAUAUUAAUUAGUCCUCAAGAAAUUUCAGUUGAUAAAUCUAGCUUCAUUAGAGAUGCUUCGUUUUUUCUUUUGUCACUCUGUUCUCUUCUGUUGAUCUUUCUUGUAGGAAGAAUCACAUUAUUGGCUGCAAUUUGUUUUCUUUCUAUAUAUUUCUUCUAUGUCUGUGUAGUUUGCUUAAUGCACUUCCACAGUAAAAAAGAAAAGAAACUCACCCCAUUGAUUAUAUCACCAUCUUCCAAAAACUUCACCAUUGAUUGCAGCCAAGAAGAUGUUAUUGAAAUGGGUAUUCCGUUACUCGGCUAUGUCGAUGACGAAAAACCAAAUUUGACUCACAAAAUCAGUAAUCUUGAAGAUGAAGAACAACAAAAUCCAUUUUCUUCAUGUUUUAACCUUGAUUCAUCUUUUUUUUACUACUUGGGUAAAGUUUUUUACCUUUUGGAGCUACCUUUGUAUUUACCAAGAAGAUUGACUAUACCUGUUGUUACUGAGGAGAAUUGGUCAAAACCAUAUGCAGUAACUUCUGUUACAUUGGCUCCAAUUUUACUGGCAGCUUUAUGCGACACGAAUUUUUCGGUCGUCUUCUAUUUAACAGCAGGUUUUAUAGGAGUUUUCCUUGGAAAUCUUGCAUUUGUCACUACAAAAAAGUCUAAUCCACCGUUAAAAUGUCUGUUUCCAUGGCUAGCUGGUGGGUUUAUAAUGAGUAUAACAUGGACUUAUAUCAUAGCAGAGGAAUUGGUUUCACUGCUGGUUUCAGUAGGGUAUCUAUUUGGUAUUGACCCUUCAGUUUUAGGACUUACUGUCCUAGCAUGGGGUAAUUCACUUGGAGAUUUGAUAGCAAAUGUGACAAUGGGUUUGAAUGGUGGGGCAGAUGGUGCACAAAUAGCUAUAUCAGGGUGUUAUGCAGGUCCUAUGUUUAAUACAUUACUUGGAUUAGGGGUUUCAUUUGUGAUAUCAGCAUGGGGUAAUUACCCUAAUUGUUAUAUGAUUCCUGAAGAUCCUUCACUUUAUGAAACUGUUGGGUUUCUAAUUGGUGGAUUGCUUUGGGGACUUGUGAUUUUGCCAAGGAAGAAUAUGAAGUUAGAUAAAUCUCUUGGUGUUGGUCUUUUGGCUAUUUAUUUGUGUUUUAUUUCCUUAAGAUUGGCUAGAGAUUUUGGUGUCUUGAAACUUCAUGGCUUUUCAUUCAUUCAUUGAUAGUUCAAGUGGUAAAAGCGUCUCAGAUAGAUAUUCGAUUCGAGUCGCCAUGGAGUAUGAGUGAAAUUAUUUAAUCCUCUUCAUGGAAAGGAAAAAAAAUCUAGAACAAGGUACAUAUGGAUACAAUAUUGAAUCUUGUAUUUACUUACAUUCAUCAUUAUACAUAAUAUACUACAGGAAUCAAAUAAUCAUAUUGUGGAUUUUUCA
This is a messenger RNA of Mercurialis annua (annual mercury), 2149 nucleotides long. RefSeq names its product cation/calcium exchanger 1. Gene Ontology annotation, molecular function: monoatomic cation transmembrane transporter activity. The coding region runs from base 158 to 1942 and encodes 594 amino acids. Gene Ontology annotation, biological process: transmembrane transport; monoatomic cation transport. Lineage: Eukaryota; Viridiplantae; Streptophyta; Magnoliopsida; Malpighiales; Euphorbiaceae. The transcript has a single exon. The record is from RefSeq and is a predicted model, not a curated record. Gene Ontology annotation, cellular component: membrane.